Messenger RNA from Anisakis simplex (herring worm), 1350 nucleotides. NCBI's taxonomy places the organism in Eukaryota, Metazoa, Nematoda, Chromadorea, Rhabditida, Anisakidae. The record is from the annotation of a GenBank genome assembly.
AUGGGAGUGAAGCUUGAGCCAACGACAACAUUGAAGCUCUCUGAAAGUGCCAGCAGGGUAGUACGACGAUUUGGCGCCGGCUCGUCGACGACGAUGGUGCACCGAAACGAUCACCUGGAGGGCGCAACGGAUCAAUUUUUGGUUCGGAGCGGUGGAGAAGGUGCAGGAGCACCUUGUUGUUCUUCUUCGAGUGCUGCGGCAACUUUGAGUUUGACCGGAGGUUUUAUGUGUCCUUCGAUUCCGCGCUCCUAUUUGCAUGACGAGCCCGAUUCUGCUGCUGCUGCUGCUGCUCAACAAACGAGCGACGGAGCAUGUCAACUGGCCUUGUCAGCGGGGCCUUAUUCGACAUCCUCUUUCGUGGCAUCGAACACUGCAGCAACAGCAGCAGCCUGCCAGAUUCCUUCAGGUAGUAAUUACGCAAAUAAUUGUGCGGCAGUGGCUUGUACGGGUCACUUUGCCGCGGCCGGUUAUUCAGCCGAAAGUCAGCAGCAGUCGAAUGCACAAGGUUGUCUUCCGAUGGGUGCAUUGCCUCUUCUAGUGACAUCUCGAGAACGUCAACGUCCUUCUGUAGCAGUGGCAGCAGCAGCACACCAACAACAGCAACUGUGCGUUGGAGGUGCUCGAGAGCUAUGCCUAAGCCGUUCGUCUUCAUUAUGUGCGCUAUCAUCCGGGCAAGAACUACGAUCUGGAUCAGCAAGGAGCUCAGGAGCAGCUCUAGAGAAUGUUCUAGCUCUAGAGAAGGCACAACGAGCGGAAUUUGGUCGACAUUCGACAAGUAGUUCAUCAGCAAGCCCAUGCUCAUCUUCGGCCUCGCCUUCGGCAUCGUCGGCGUGUACGUGCACAAGCGCGACCGUAACCGCUGUCACCCAUGGAAUCGAGAAGAGGGCGAUCAGCCCUGCCGCUGCCGCUCUGUUGAAACGCCGACAUUGUGUUGCUGCCGCUGCCGAAGUGUCGUCUUCGAGACGACUCUCCAAGAAACUGGUGCAGUCGUCCAGCAGCCACGAAUGUGCUCAUCCAGGCUGCCGCAAGAAAUACAGUAAAAGCUCCCACCUGAAGGCGCAUAUGCGAACGCAUAGCGGUGAGAAGCCGUACUGCUGCAAUUGGCCAUCGUGUGGUUGGAAGUUUGCGCGGAGUGACGAGUUGACAAGGCACUAUCGAAAGCACACGGGUGAUCGACCGUUCAACUGCAGUCUAUGCGAUCGUGCCUUCUCAAGGUCGGACCACUUGAGUCUUCACAUGAAACGACACUCAAUCAACGCGCCCAGCUGUUCGUCUCCAGCUGCAGCAGCAGCCGUCACUGCAGGUUCGCUUUCAAAUUCACUUGCAGCCGCACAGUCUCGGAUUGACUAA